GGUCGCUGAGUUGCAGAGGUGGGACUAUUUCAGCGCGCGCGCGCGCGUGUGUGUGUGUGUGCACGCAUGAAUGUGUGUGAGAAAGAGCACGCUCUGACUCUGAACUCCGCUUUUUUGCGGGACUCUAAUUCGCAGCAGAUGAUCACUUGGGGGGAUGGCGGCUUUAGCGGGGAGGCGCGCGUUUCCUCACACAGCAUCGGAGCACGCUGCACAAAUUAAUAUGCUCUAUAGGCAAGAUGAUGCUCAGUAAUGAAGCUUGGGUUUGACCCGUACGGCGCUUUUUCCCCACUUUUCAGAUCCACCAGUGGAUUAUGGAAGAGUCGGUCUCUAUCGUAGCAGAGGACAGAGGUGUUUGCACCUGAACAACACUCAGCGACCGCAGCCUCAGUUUCUGGCUGCGCCAGACGCCGUGGGAAUGGAAAGUGGCAAUUCCCUGACGAGGAUAUGCUUUUUCCUGUGGCUGCUGAAUGGGUUCGGCGCUUCUUCACCGGCGCCGAGCUCUUGUCCCGACCGCUGUGACUGUCAGCACCCGCAGCACCUCGCGUGCGCCAACCGCGGGCUGCGCAUCGUGCCAAAACCCGCCGCGCGGGUGCCCGAGGACGUGCAGGUCUUCAGCCUUGGGGGCAACUUCAUCAGCAACAUCUCCGCCUUCGAUUUCACGCGGUACAGUGAUCUUGUAAGAUUAAAUCUACAGUACAACCAAAUACGAACAAUUCACCCCAAGGCGUUUGAAAAACUGUUAAAGCUAGAAGAGUUGUACUUGGGACACAAUCAUUUAUCAAAUAUACCUGUUGGGACUUUACAACCCCUGAAGAAAUUAACUAUUCUUUAUGGAAACAAUAAUGAUAUUAAGAAAAUUACACCCGAGCUCUUUGCCAACUUGGAUAAUUUAGUUAAAUUGCGUCUGGACGGCAACUCAAUAGACGUUCUGCAGGAGUCGGUGUUUAAAAGCUUGACCCGUUUACACUAUCUGCACCUGGAAUCCAACAAACUGCAGCACAUUCACAGAAACGCCUUUUCUGAACUCACCAACCUACGCUUUUUAAACCUGGCCCACAACAGGCAGUCGGCGCUGCGCAGCGUCCUCACGUUUUCCCAGCUCAAAGCCCUGACGACGCUGCUGCUGUCUGACAACCAGAUUCAUCACAUUGGGAAGCACGUAUUCCAGAACCUCAGCAGGCUUUCCGAGCUGUCCCUGAGCAACAACAGGCUCUCUCAGCUGGACGGCGGCGCUCUGAGGGGGCUGUCCGGCCUCAGGGAGCUCCUGAUUGACGGCAACGAGCUGCGGGAAAUCCCGGCCGGCCUCCUCGACCCGCUCGAGCGCGUCGAGGAGCUGGACUUCAGCAACAACCGCAUUUCCAGCGUGGACGCGUUGGCCUUUUCCCAACUGAAACGCCUGAAGGUGCUGAAGCUGAAGAACAACCUCCUCACUAGCCUGUCCGGUGACAUGUUCGCCCUCAACAAAGCGCUUUACGACCUGGAUCUCCAUGGCAACAACUGGACGUGUGACUGUCGCCUGGAGGAGCUGAAGAGGUGGAUGACUGUUGCACAUUCUCAGGGUAAAUUAUUGACUGUUUUUGUGCGAUGUCACCAUCCCCUGACUCUGAGGGGGAAAUAUCUGGACUAUGUGAACAGCUCCCAUCUGCAGCCUUUUGGCAACUGGACCCACUUGUGUAGGAGGCAAACUGGGCCCGAGGAGAGCCGGGGAGGGGGUGUACUGGUAAAGAUGGAGGGUAGAGAGAUAGAUGAGACAAGCACAGAGGGCCAGGUGGUCAACAGAAAGAGAGAAGGCGUAGAUUCAAGGCAGAGACACAGGGAUGGGGCGAUACUGGGGAAAGAUGGAGUAAAUAGGAAAAGAGACAGACAGGAAGGAGUGGGAGUCCAAGGAGACCAGGGGGGUCCAGAAACAGAAUCCUCUUCCUUGUUGGACCAAAAGAAAGCAAGGAAGGUGUCUCUGAAUCCAAAGUCACGACCUGCUGCAGAGACGACUGGGAAACGCACCAAGGGGAGACGAAUGUCCAAUGUCACUCCCAAAACCGAGCCACCGAUUUCCACCUCAAGUCACAGAAACACUUCGCACACGGGGCUCAGCACAACCCCCCCGGCGCAGGCAGGAGGGAUGUUCGAUCUGCUCUGGGCGGAUCCGAAGGGUCCACUCCCUGUAAUCACAGAUCCCUGUGCCUUCAAUCGCCAUUUCAUCACCAACGUGUCAGUGGAUCAGGUGACCUCCAGCACAGUCACCGUCUCCUGGACCACACGGGAUCAUCACCGCUACACACCAGGACCCGGGCCCGGUCCGGACGAAGUCCACUACCGCCUUCUGUUCGACCGGUUCGGCACCGCGGACCGCUUCCCCCGCUACGUGUACGCCCGCGGCGCGUCUCGCUCCGUGACCCUCCGGGAGCUCAGCCCGGACGUGACCUACAUGGUGUGCGUGGAAGGCGUGGUGGGGGGGUCCGUGUGCCAAGUGGCCCCGCGCGACCACUGCGCCGGACUGGUCACGCUGCCCGAAGGCCCCGCGCUGACCCUCGACCUCCAGCUGGCGACCGUGGCGACGCUGGCCGCCAACGCCGCGCUGCUGCUGGCGCUCGGCGCCGCGUGGCUGGGGCGGAGCCUGCGGAGGAGGCUGCGGAGGAGGAGGUCGGCCGUGCACGUGCGCCACAUGUACUCCACCAGGCGGCCGUUCCGGCACGCCGGCGCCAGCGCCGCCGUGGCCGCCGACUUCACCAGCUACCAGAGCAGCCGGCCGGCGCGGCUGGCGCCGCUGGAGGCGGGGGACCUCAUCGAGUUCCCCUGCGACCGCUUCCUCGACACCGGCAGCACCCGCAGAGACAGCGACAUGCAGAGAUUCACAGACUAGAACCGCGACAAAGACCCUGUAAAGACACCAGAAAGUCCCUUUUGUGCGUUUGUGGCGCUUGUAGAUUUCUGCUUUCAUUUCCUCACAACAAAAUGGCUGAGGUGACAAUAGAACAGCUGAGCUCAACAGGACUCUCAGACACCAGAGGAAGCGCAAUCCCUUUGACUUCCUCUUCCUGCUUUGUGCCUUUUCCUUUUGUAUUUCCUUGCACCUGCGAGUGCUUCUAAGCCCAUGAUCCAUUGUGCAGAUGUAUACACAUGACGUAUGGACCACUGAUUUCAAUGAUGGUGCUAAUAUAAGUUUCUAGGCAUUAUACCGUCUUAUAAUUGUACAGUUAAUAAUGGCUGCUGGUUGGCAGAAAAACACAUGUUUUAUAUCACAUCAUCAUGUGUGAUAUUUUAUAUACGGAAUGUUCAUUUUGCAUUACACAGAGAAGUGAAUCCCCCAAAAUGUGACUGAUUUGUUAUUUGAGUGUCUUUGUCUUUCCAAAACAGUAGAGCUUGAAUAAUAUGUAAAGCACAGAUUGUAUUAAAUGUCUGCAGUUAAUGGGAAUUGACACGUUUCAUGGAUCUUAAUAGCUCUGCUUUGGCCACGUGGCGUUUAAGGGUGGACGAGGGCAGAUAACGGCCACAGCAUGCGCGUGCAUGUGCCUCCACACUCCUGUGUGUUAGUCAAGAUGAGGUCUGGUAGUAGUUACGCUGUCCCUUUGUUUGAGCAGACAGGGUGGGGUGCCUCCCACAAUUAGUCUAAAUCACAUACUCACACCAUGCAACCAAGUAUUUUUAUAUCAUCAGAGAGUCAGGACCUCAUAAAAGAGUAGCUUCAACAGCUUUCAGCACUCUAAGUCACUUAUUUACAACUUAAUUAACAGCUAAUUAAGUUCUUAACUGUUACUAAACAUAGUCAGACAAAUGAAACGUCGAUAUUUAAGCUGCUUCCAUUGUGGAUCAGUAAAUAGUUCAAAGUAUUGUAUGUAAAACAGGUCACUUGUCUGGCUUCCAGUUCUAACCAGCUACCAGCAAGACCAGUCACUAGGUGGCAGACUAGACCAUUCUGUGUGUACUAUAGGCCUCACAUUCACAGGUUCACUGUCAUUAAGAUAUGAGACACAACAUACCAGAAUAAAGGCUUUUAUUUUAGCAAUAGAUUUACAGCGAUUGUCAAUAUUUGUACAGUACAAAAAGCU
This is a messenger RNA of Betta splendens (Siamese fighting fish), 4046 nucleotides long. It is a transcript of the gene tril, whose product is annotated as TLR4 interactor with leucine-rich repeats. NCBI's taxonomy places the organism in Eukaryota, Metazoa, Chordata, Actinopteri, Anabantiformes, Osphronemidae. Bases 416 to 2860 code for a protein of 814 amino acids. Gene Ontology annotation, cellular component: extracellular matrix. The record is from RefSeq and is a predicted model, not a curated record. The transcript has a single exon. Gene Ontology annotation, molecular function: protein binding.